CGUAUAAUGGAAAUCUGAAGUAAGACUCUUGUUCUCGUGGCUUUUUCUGCUGGACUGUCUCUUUCCUUACAGGAACGGCCCAUCCCUUAGACGGAGAAGCCGUGAACUACAGCCCAUGGGCCAAAUCCACUCCAGUACCUGUUGUUGUGACCACCAUUCCAUGAGCUAAGAAUGUUUUUUCUACUUUUAAAGUGGUUGAAAAAAAUAAAGAAUAAUAUUUUCUGAUAUGUGAAAAUCUCAUGAAACUUAAAUUUCAAAGUCCAUAAAUAAAGUUUUAUCGGGGCCUGGUCCCAUAUUUACAUAUUAGCCACUACAGCUUUCCUGUGAAACAGCCUGAAUGACGCACAGACCCUAAAAUAUUUAUUAUGUGGCCCCUUGUGUGACGUUUACUGACCUUACCUUCGUACGAGUCAGUGUCUGUGUGCCUGUGCAGAACGCCAGGGGCCACUUGGAGACGGUUUGAAUGGAAACACGGAGGAGGCCGCGUUCCGCACACUUUGGGAGCCUGGUACACACCGUGCGGCCGAUGAGGUACCGCGUGAAUUGUUUUGGCGUCCCAGCCUCGACGCAUCGAUGCAGCUGUGUCUGCAACAACAAGGGGCCAUUGUUCAGCUCUGCUGUUGCUGUUUAUGAAUCAGAAGAACAAAAAGUAUCUAUUCCAUCUCCAACGAUCCAUACACGUUCCAUCUCAGUUCUGGCCGUAGCGUCAAAUUCCUCGGGCAGACUGCUAACAGCCCAAAGCCCCAGCCAGACCGAUUACUCAGACCCCUGCUGUUGGACAUCGACAUCCCAUCAGAGCUCUCUGGGGCCUCCUCGCGGACCAGCAGGGCGGAGACGCGGCCAUCUGAGCCAUGCACGGCGAUCCCGUGUCCUCUUCCUGGUCACUGGGCUGGAGACGGGCAGCUGGCUGGGGCCAACGAAGGGGACCGGAGAAGUCUGUGUGUGCAGGAGCACGAUUCCGGGAGCGUUUCCCUCACUUCGAAGCAGUGGUCAUGGGGGAAAUGACCUUGUUCCCCCGGAUGCUGUGAGACCCGGACCAGGGAUCCAGAAUUGCUCCCCCCUUUUGUCUCAAGCCUGAGGGUGAAGUCAGCCCAUGGGAGAGAACAGACACAAGACACUUCAUGGCAGAAAGGCUCGGUGAGUGCGACCAGAGACUGUCUCCUCAGAACUUCUUGUUCCAUUCGAUAAUAAACCGCCUUAAAAAAGAUCCGGUUUCAGCCUCUGGGACUGUAACCGAAGCAUCCCUGGCUCUGCUCCCUUCUCCCCACCCGCCCUCUAAAGCCAGCCUGU
This is a messenger RNA of Artibeus jamaicensis (Jamaican fruit-eating bat), 1290 nucleotides long. RefSeq lists its product as uncharacterized. The record is from RefSeq and is a predicted model, not a curated record. The transcript is spliced from 2 exons. Lineage: Eukaryota; Metazoa; Chordata; Mammalia; Chiroptera; Phyllostomidae. Bases 464 to 1078 code for a protein of 204 amino acids.